Molecule: messenger RNA, 749 nt
Organism: Cajanus cajan (pigeon pea)
Lineage: Eukaryota; Viridiplantae; Streptophyta; Magnoliopsida; Fabales; Fabaceae
Product: early nodulin-like protein 17
Cellular component (GO): plasma membrane
Molecular function (GO): electron transfer activity
Source: RefSeq, a predicted model, not a curated record
AAUGCAAUAAUUGUUGUCCUCUACUUACUUCUACUUACCGUUAAUGUUCCUUUGCUUUGAAAUACUCAACUCUAGAAACUAGAAAGCAAAGGGAAGAGAGAGAGAAGAUAUGGCAAGGGCAUGCUCAUGGGAACUGACAUGUGCCCUCCUUCUGCUCCUCUGCGCCGUUGCCACCGCCACCGACCACAUUGUGGGAGCCAAUCGUGGGUGGAAUCCUGGCAUUAACUACACUCUUUGGGCCAACAACCACACUUUCUAUGUCGGCGACCUUAUCUCAUUCAGGUACCAAAAGAACCAAUACAAUGUGUUUGAGGUGAACCAAACAGGGUAUGACAACUGCACCACAGAAGGGGCAGUGGGGAAUUGGAGUAGUGGCAAGGAUUUCAUACCCCUUAACAAGGCCAAGAGAUACUACUUCAUUUGUGGCAAUGGCCAGUGCUUCAAUGGGAUGAAGGUCUCAGUUAUUGUCCAUCCUCUUCCUUCACCUCCUACCUCUGCUGAACAUUCAACUCCAAAGUCUGCAUCUCCUGUGCUCUUCAAAAGGAGUUUUCACUCACUAAUGCUGUCUUUUGUGUUAGCUUGGUUUGGAUGUGUUUGGAUUUAGCAACUGUGGAGCAUAAUGGCUUAUUCUUUUCUCUUUUCUUUUUCCUUCCAUCUCAAUUUGUUCGUGUAUCUUCCAUGUUUACUUCGGAUUCUCGUCAUGAAUGGAUUCAUAUUUCUAAGUGACAUGCAAACUUGUUAGUUCUGAA